GCGACGGCGGAGGCGAUGGGCAGCGAGGGCCAGCGGGGCCCGGCGGCGGCCCGGGGCCCGGGGCUGGGCGACCCCCGGGCCCUGCGGAGGGACUGCCAGCACCGGAUCUUCGUCAACCGGAGCCUGGCGCUGGAGAAGAUCAAGUGCUUUGGCUUUGACAUGGACUACACUUUGGCCAUGUACAAGUCGCCUGACUACGAGGAGCUGGCCUUCGCUCUUUUGCUGGAGCACCUUGUCACCAUCGGGUACCCUCCUGAGAUCCUUGCCUACAAAUAUGAUCCCACCUUCCCCACCCGGGGGCUGGUGUUUGAUGCCCUGUACGGGAACCUGCUGAAGGUGGAUUCCCAUGGGAACCUGCUGGUCUGUGCCCAUGGCUUCCGUUUCCUCAAGGGAGCUGAAAUCCUCCACUAUUACCCCAACAAGUUCAUCCAGCGGGAUGACAUGAAACGCUUCCACAUCCUCAACACCCUCUUCAACCUCACAGAGGCCCACCUUUAUGCCUGUCUCGUGGACUUCUUCACCAACUGCUCCAGAUAUGUCAACUGUGACACCGGCUACAAGCACGGGAACCUCUUCAUGUCCUUCCGCAGCAUGUUUCAGGAUGUGCGUGAGGCCAUGGACCACGUCCACCUCUCUGGCUGCCUCAAGGAGAAGACACUGGAGAACCUGGAGAAAUACGUGGUAAAGGAUCCCCGUGUGCCACUGCUGCUGAGCCGCAUGAAGGAGGUGGGGAAGGUCUUCCUGGCCACCAACAGUGACUACACCUACACUGACGCCAUCAUGUCCUACCUGUUUGACUUCAGCAAUGAGGUCAAGGCUGACGUCCCUCGGCGGCCCUGGAGGUCCUAUUUCGACCUGAUUGUGGUGGACACCCGCAAGCCCCUCUUCUUUGCUGAGGGCACCGUCCUGCGCCAGGUGGACACGGACACAGGGAAGCUGCGCAUUGGGACGUACACUGGCCCCCUGCAGCACUGUGCUGUGUACUCCGGUGGCUCCUCAGAUGUGGUGUGUGACCUCCUGGGUGUGAAGGGCAAGGACAUCCUCUACAUGGGGGACCACAUCUUUGGGGACAUCCUGAAAUCCAAGAAGCGGCAGGGCUGGCGCACCUUCCUGGUGGUGCCUGAGCUGGCUCGAGAGCUGCAGGUCUGGACAGAGAAGAGUGAGCUGUUUGAGGAGCUGCGGAGCCUGGAUCUCUUCCUGGCCGAGCUGUACCAGCACUUGGACAGUGGCAGUAGUGAGCGCCCAGACAUCAGCUCCAUCAAGCGUCGGAUCCAGAAAGUCACACAUGAGAUGGACAUGUGCUAUGGGAAGAUGGGCAGCCUGUUCCGCUGUGGCUCACGUCAGACACUCUUUGCCAACCAGCUGAUGCGCUAUGCAGAUCUCUACGCUGCCUCCUUCAUCAACUUCCUCUAUUACCCCUUCAGCUACCUCUUCCGGGCUCCCCCUGUCCUGAUGGCCCAUGAGUCAACGGUGGAGCACUCUCACCGGGACUCAGGGGACGCCAGCACUGCCCUUCCUCCCUGGCUGGCUCAGCAUGGUGACCCUCACCAGCAGGUCCCCCAGGACUCAAGUGAGGAGGAGGAAGAUGAUGGAGAAGCCUGAGCACACACCAACUGCCAUGCCACCCACGGGAAGACAUUCAGUGGCCCUGGACCACUUGCACUCAUGGCUAGCUACCACCAGAGACAUAAAAUUGGUUUUAAAGGAAAA
Messenger RNA from Haemorhous mexicanus (house finch), 1710 nucleotides. RefSeq names its product cytosolic purine 5'-nucleotidase-like. NCBI's taxonomy places the organism in Eukaryota, Metazoa, Chordata, Aves, Passeriformes, Fringillidae. The transcript has 18 exons. The coding region runs from base 16 to 1602 and encodes 528 amino acids. Gene Ontology annotation, molecular function: 5'-nucleotidase activity. The record is from RefSeq and is a predicted model, not a curated record.